UCACCGCGGGGUCGCGGGCCCUGCGCGCUGCCGCGCUCUCGAUGCUCCAGGAGGACAGAGCGGCCCCUCCGUUGCCAUGGCUUCUCAGUUCGGCCGCCGGAAGAAGGCAGCCCGGCUAGGCGCCCGCUAGUUUCGGCGGCGACGAGCAGCGGGACGACGGAAGAAACGCGCGUGGCGGGUCCAGGGGCGGAGCGCACGGGAGCUUGGAACCGCGGAGGCGGCGGGAGCCGGGCUAGCGUUUUCCUCCCGAUCGCUGGGCGUAGCAGCUCUCCCAAGCCCACUCCCACGCUCUCUCCCCUCUGUGUGCCCCUCCCAGAGCGAGCCGCCCGCCGUGUGGAAGGAUGGCGGUGAGCCACUCAGUGAAGGAGCGGACCAUCUCCGAGAACAGCCUGAUCAUCCUGCUGCAGGGCCUGCAGGGCCAGGUCACCACCGUGGACCUGCGAGAUGAGAGCGUGGCCCGCGGACGCAUAGACAACGUCGACGCUUUCAUGAACAUCCGCCUGGCCCAGGUCACCUACACGGACCGUUGGGGGCAUCAGGUCGAGCUGGACGACCUCUUUGUGACGGGCCGGAAUGUCCGUUACGUCCACAUCCCCGAUGACGUGAACAUCACUGCGACCAUUGAGCAGCAGCUACAGAUCAUCCAUCGCGUGCGCACCUUUGGCGGCAAGGGGCAAGGCCGGCGAGAAUUUCCCUCCAAAAAGUAUAAGUGAGCCUGUCCCCUCAGCCAGCCCUGGUCCCCACUCCGGUUCCUCCAGAGUUCUACUGAGCCAAAGCCUGCUCUCCCUCCCCACCCAGAACCUGGGCGGGGAGCAGGGCCAGCCCAGAAGCUGGUGUCUGACAGACAUCACCUGUCACAGCUGCCUUUCACAGGGUCCCACCUCCCAGACUCACCCUGGGACCCGGAAUUCUAGUUAUCUGUCUGUGGCCUUGGGGUAGAUGACAGUCCCCCCUUUUGAUCAUUAUUUGUCUGAAUCUCUGAUUUAGGGAAUCUGUCAAACAGUUUUCAACCCUCUCCCAGCGAGGAUUAUUAAAUGUGCUCGGCCUGAGCGUCCCCAUUUCUCU
Hippopotamus amphibius kiboko is the source of this 1065-nucleotide messenger RNA. It is a transcript of the gene LSM10, whose product is annotated as LSM10, U7 small nuclear RNA associated. The coding region runs from base 342 to 713 and encodes 123 amino acids. Gene Ontology annotation, molecular function: U7 snRNA binding; histone pre-mRNA DCP binding. Gene Ontology annotation, cellular component: nuclear body; cytoplasmic U snRNP body. Gene Ontology annotation, biological process: mRNA 3'-end processing by stem-loop binding and cleavage. NCBI's taxonomy places the organism in Eukaryota, Metazoa, Chordata, Mammalia, Artiodactyla, Hippopotamidae. The transcript is spliced from 2 exons. The record is from RefSeq and is a predicted model, not a curated record.